AUGUCGGUAAGGACUGCACCAGGUCGGAAAGUUAAAGUCAACGCUAUUCUGGAUGAUGCUUCCAAUGAAACAUUUCUAAAUGAACAAGUUUCUGGGGUGUUAGGACUUCACGAGCCGUACAAGACAGUUAAAGUUCAUGUGUUAAACAAUGAAGUUGAAACGUUCCAGUCAUACCCGCGGAGGUUAUGA
Paramuricea clavata is the source of this 189-nucleotide messenger RNA. Lineage: Eukaryota; Metazoa; Cnidaria; Anthozoa; Malacalcyonacea; Plexauridae. The record is from the annotation of a GenBank genome assembly.